Messenger RNA from Chionomys nivalis (European snow vole), 4350 nucleotides. Its product is annotated as ovostatin homolog. Gene Ontology annotation, cellular component: extracellular region. The coding region runs from base 1 to 4350 and encodes 1449 amino acids. The transcript is spliced from 35 exons. Gene Ontology annotation, molecular function: endopeptidase inhibitor activity. The record is from RefSeq and is a predicted model, not a curated record. NCBI's taxonomy places the organism in Eukaryota, Metazoa, Chordata, Mammalia, Rodentia, Cricetidae.
AUGAUGCCUGCCAUUUUGUUCACCUCUCUUCUGCUUCCUCUCACUCGUGCUGUGACUUCAGAACCGCGAUACAUCCUGUGGGUUUCUUCAGUGGUACAGCGCUUUUCCCCAGAAAAAGCCUGUCUUCAUUUUUUAAACCUCAACGAGUCUGUGUCCUUGAGCGUCAUCCUGGAAUAUGAUGGAUUCAAUACUACUAUCUUUGACCAGCCUGUGGAGGCGGGGAACUUCUACACUUGCACCAGUUUCCAGGUGUCUCAGACAUCCCCGGAGCAGUUGGCCUUUGUGACCUUACUUGCUCAGGGAAACACUCUGAAAAUCUCUGAAAGGAGAGUGGUAGCCAUCGCUGCUGAGGAAAAGGCAACUUUUGUGCAGACAGAUACGCUCAUCUACAAACCUGGAGACACCGUUCGCUUUCGCAUUGUGACACUGAACGCCUGGCUCAAACCUGUCGAUGACUUGUACCCUUCAGUCACCGUUCAGGAUCCCGAAAGCAAUGUGAUUUUUCAGUGGAAAAACGUAACCACUUUCAGAAACAUCACCCAGCUGGCAUUCCAUCUGACUCCAGAACCCAUGUUUGGGGAUUACACAAUUGCCAUAAGAAAACCAUCAGGAAGGACAGUGGUGCACCAGUUCACCGUUAAUCGGGAUGAAUUGCCCAGAUUUGAAGUUGAGGUCAGGGCACCAAAGACAAUAACGAUUGUGGACCAUCAAUUUCAAGUGGUUGCAUGUGCCAAGUACACCUACGGCCAGUCUGUGCAUGGGAAAGCCCAGAUCCGGGUGUGCAGAGAGUUUUCCUCCUCUGGGUAUUGUGAGAGCGAGAAUAAUGAAAUAUGCGAGCAGUUCACUGCGCAGCUGAAAGAUGGCUGUGUUUCUCAAACUGUCAACACAAAAGUCUUCCAACUAUACCGCUCUGGAUUUUUCAUGACAUUUAAUGUGAAUAUACUGGUUACAGAAUUUGGAACAGGUGUGCAGAUCAGUAAAACACAUCCUGUUUUUAUCACUUCGGUGCUUGGCAGCGUGAGUUUUGAGAACAUGGACUCUUUCUACAGGAGAGGAAUCACUUACUCUGGAACUCUUAGAUUUUCUGGUCCCGAUAACACACCGAUGGUGAGCAAGCUUUUGCAACUGGAGCUCAAUGGCAAAUUUCUAGGAAAUUAUACCACAGAUGGGAACGGGGAAGCUCAGUUUUCCAUCAACACUUCGGAGAUCUUCGAUGCACAGAUCAGCCUGAAAGCUGUAUAUGUCCGACCUGGAGUCUGCCAUCAUCCCAGCUGGUUGAACCCUGAGUAUCUGGAUGCCUACUUCACAGUCUCUCGCCUUUACUCCCAAACCAACAGCUUCCUAAAGAUCAUUCCUGAGCCAGAGCAGCUUCCCUGUAAUCAAGAGAAGAUGAUUUCAGUACUUUACUCCCUAAACCCUGAGGCCUACAAGGAUGACUCAGGCGUGAACUUCUUCUAUUUGGUGAUGGCGAGAGGAAGCAUCUUCCUCAGUGGACAGAAGGAAGUCAGAAGCCAAGCCUGGAACGGAAACUUCUCGCUCCCCAUCAGCAUGGGUGCUGAUCUGGCACCAGUGGCUGUCCUCCUUGUCUACACCCUCCACCCCAGUGGGGAAAUCGUUGCAGAUAGUGUCAAGCUCCAGAUUGACAAGUGCUUUAAAAACCAGGUCAGCAUGAAGUUCUCAAAGGAGCAGGACCUCCCCGGCUCCACCACCCGCCUAUGUCUUCAAGCAGCCCCAGACUCCUUCUGUGCCCUGCGAGCAGUGGACAAAAGUGUCCUUCUGCUGAAACCUGAACAAGAACUGUCUCCUGAAAGUGUAUACAACCUGCUCCCGAAUAUCCAACAAUAUGGUUAUUUCUACCAUGGUCUCAACCUGGAUGAUGCUACAGUAGACCCAUGCAUCCCUCAGACGGAUUUGUUCCACAAUGGACUGUAUUAUACACCUGCAAGCAAUGCUUGGGAUGGAGACAUUGCCAGUCUUCUCAGGGACAUGGGUCUGAAAAUCUUUACUAACUUCCAGUACCGGAAACCAGAGGUGUGUGCAUCCCAGGAAAACCUGCACUUGCUGAGGUCGUUUGAUAGCCCAGAAGGACGGAUGAUGAUGUUCGGCGCUCCAGCUGCUUCUGCCUUUCAUGACAUCGCAGAUGGCAUCAACCAGGCAGAACAGGCCAUCAAAGAGACAAUCAGGACGCACUUCCCCAAGACCUGGAUAUGGGACCUCAUCAGUGUGGAUUCCUCAGGUUCAGCAAAUGUCUCAUUCCUUGUCCCUGAUACUAUAACCCAAUGGGAGGCCAGUGCCUUCUGUGUGAAUGGUGAAGCUGGGUUUGGCAUCUCAUCCAAAGCAUAUCUACAGAUCUCCCAGCCCUUCUUCAUUGAAAUUGCCUCACCCUUUUCUGUCAUUCAGAAUGAGCAGAGUGACGUAGUUGUCAGUGUCUUCAGCUACCUGAACACGUGUGUAGAGGUAAGUCACCCCCUUGAUCUGGAAACAAAAAUCCAGCCAGCUAAAUUAUUCACUAGAGAGAAUACCAUCUCCCAUUGGAGAAGGUGUCAGUAUUCUUUAUCUUAUUCUUGGCAAUAUUUUCCAGGUAAAGUGAAUAUUACUGUAGUGGCUACAUCCAAACAAAGUAGUGCCUGCCCAAAUGAUGCCAGCAAGCAGCAAGAUGUCAACUGGAAAGACACGGUGGUCAAAGGCUUAGUGGUAGAGCCUGAAGGUAUUGAAAAAGAAACAAGCCAGGGUUUCCUUAUCUGCACAAAAGGUACUAAAGUCUCAAAGCGAAUACUUCUGGAAUUGCCAAGCGAUGUAGUGGAAGGGUCAGCCAGAUCCUUUGUCACCGUUGUGGGCGACAUUCUAGGAGUCUCAAUGCAGAACCUAGAUAGCCUUCUCCGCACGCCCUAUGGGUGUGGUGAGCAGAACAUUGCCCAGCUAGCGUCUGACACUUACAUACUCGACUACCUGAGAGCAACCCGGCAGCUGACAGAAGAAGUCAAAUCCAGGGCUCUACUUCUCUUAACUAACGGUUACCAGAAGCACUUGUCUUUCAAAAACUCCGAUGGUUCAUAUGACAUGUUCUGCCAGAGCAAUCAGAAAGGAAGCAUAUGGCUCAGUGCCCUUUCUUUCAAGACAUUUGAGAAAAUGAAGGAAUAUAUUUUCGUUGAAGAGUCAGUCCCCAAACAGACCUUAAUCUGGCUUUCGAGAAAACAGAGACCGAACGGGUGCUUUGGGAGGGAUGACAAGCUUGUCAACAAUGCUUGGGAGGGCAGCGAUGAAGAGGAUGUUGCGCUCACUGCACACGUCGUUGGGGCAUUCCUUGAAGUUGGAUUCGAUUCCAGUUUUCCUGCCCUCCGCAAUGGUCUCUAUUGUCUGGAGGAGGCAUAUGCAAAGGGCGUCACCGAUGGCCACACUCAAGCUAUGCUGGCUUACGUGUUUGCCUUGGCUGGAAAAGAACAGCAAGUGAAAUCCUUACUCUCGAUCCUGGAUCGAUCAGCUACAAAAAUAAAUAAUGUGAUAUAUUGGGAAAAAGAAGAGAAACACCAAGCAGGCUCUCCAUCCUUCAUUCCUCCAGCACUUUCUGGCAAGACUGAGAUGACAUGCUAUGUGCUGUUGGCUGUCAUUUCUCAGGUCACUCAGGACCUCGAUUAUGCCAGUAAGAUUGUGCAGUGGCUUGCCCAGAGGAUGAAUUCCCAUGGAGGCUUCUCUGCCACACAGGACACCACAGUGUGCCUUCUCGCCCUAACCCAAUACAUGAAGUUAACUGGCUCAAACUCUCAAAACACUGUCACCUUGAGCACUGAAGACUCUGAGGAGGUUUUCCCUGUCGACAACAACAACCGCCUUCUGGUACAGCACUCUAAAUUAGCCGCAAGGCAUGGACAAUACGCGGUUGCCAUAGAAGGAGAAGGCUGUGCGUUCAUCCAGGCCACCCUCAGGUACAAUGCGCCUCUUCCUAAGAAGGCAUCAGCAUUUUCUCUUUCCGUGGAAAUGGGGGAAAGCAACUCUUCAGACAUAUUCCAGACGAAGUUUAACCUCACAGUGACCCUCGUGUAUACAGGAGUUCACAAAAGCUCCCGUAUGGUUCUUGUGGAUGUGAAGAUGCUCUCUGGGUUUACUCCUGUCUUCUCAUCCAUUCAGGAGCUUAAACACAAUGGCCAGGUAACGAAGACAGACAUAAAGAAUGGUCACGUUCUUUUCUACUUGAAAAACGUUUCCAGGGCACCAACCAGCUUCACCUUCUCUGUUGAGCAAACAAACAUUGUGUCCAACAUCCAGCCUGCCCCAGUCACCGUCUACAGUUACGAGAAAGAUGAAUACGCCCUUGAUUCUUACAGCAUCAAUAGCGUUUCAGAGUCCCAAUAA